AUGGUGACGAUGCUUUCCAGCAACGAGUUUCGUGUCUUCGAUCUCUUCCCGCUGGCCAACAACGGCGAUUCGAAGGUUCUGUUCCGAGGCCGGACCAGAGUACUGCCUCUACCCACAGAUGAGAGUUAUGAGACGCUUUCGUAUGUGUGGGGUCAGAAUCCACCAGCAGUAAUGAUUGAAGUCGAUGGAUACGAAGUUGCCAUUACCCCAACCCUGGCGGCCGCACUCAAGCGUUUGCAACUUCCGGACCGUCCGCGGACGCUGUGGAUUGAUCAGUUGUGCAUCGCGCAAGCCGACGAUGCCGAGAAGGCAAAUCAAGUACCACGUAUGGGUCAGAUCUAUAGCAGUACGGCACGUUGUUUGAUAUGGAUGGGCGAUGUCCGAGCCGAUAUAGCCAUGGCAGACGCGGCUUCGGCCUUUGACUUACUGACUUAUAUGGUCGACGAGGCGGAUGCCACACGGUCGAAACCCCUUGAGGUCCCCUCGUGUCUGGCAUCAGAGGAGGCCGUGAAAGCCGCCAUGGAAGCUCUUUCGUCAAUCCUCAUCGGGAAGAAUCCUUGGUGGGAGCGUAUAUGGACGCUACAAGAGGUCAUCUUGCCUUCGAAGGCGCUCAUGGUGUGGGGUCCAUUGUCAAUCGAUUGGGCUGUGCUAGCGGCAGGACACAACAUUCCCUCACUGGUAUGGCCGCACAUCGAUACUUACAACCAGCUCGUUUCGCAGGUCAGGGGACUGCAAUUCGCGCGCAGGAAAACCGAAAGUCCAAUAGACAUCGCCUUCCGCUGGGGAUUUAGGAAAGCCACGCAUCCGCUAGACAAAGUGUACGGCUUCCUUGGAUUGUUUCCGCCUGGGACCCUCAAGAGGGCUGGUAACCCCGACUACGACCUGCCCGCCGCUAAGCUGUAUAGCAUGUUUACUGUGGACAUGAUAGAAUGCGAGAAGGACCUGCAGCCUAUCGCAUUGUGGUCCGCAAACCACUUUCCGCAAAGUACGCCCAAUAUGCCCAGUUGGGCAUUCGACAUGAGCAACCCAGCGCGGGGGUUUGGUGAUUUAGCCGUGCGUAUGAACUUUCCGGGCAGUGACAACAUAGCUUGGUUCUUGAAGUUUACGUAUCCGGUAUACAGUGCGGCUGGCGACUCCGAUAUCGACUGGGACCAGUUCUCCUUCGACCCGGAAUCCGGCCGACUAAAUUUGACUGGCCAACUUGUAGAUAGCAUCCACGUAGUAGGUGCUCCGCUCGAGAGUGACAACCCAGACACCAAGGACGUUCCCGAUCGGGAGGUCAUUGCGCGUAUCAAGGGCUGGCGCCAACAAAUCGAGCACGUGUACCGUGAAAAAAAGUGGCCAGAUGGUAGUGAAGGCCCCACGGCAUGGCUAGACUCCUUCUGGCGGGGCCUCAUAGGAAAUCUCGCAGGCGCAGAGUUGACGCCAGAACGCUACGCCAAUGAAGAGGAUAUAGCUGCCGUGCAGCGCUUCGUCGAAGCGGGUCAGCGAGAGCCUAUCAGUCCAUGGAUAUUCGCCACCAUGACAUACCGAACUGUUGCUCUCACCGAAAGCGGGCGUGUGAUGUUCCUCCCGCGCCACUCGCUUGUCGGAGAUCAGGUCUGGCUCUUGCAUGGAGGCAAGGUCCCGUUCGUUCUGAGGCCAUUGUCAGAAGGGCGGGAGGGGGAAGGUGCCUUCCGGUUCAUCGGACCUGCAUAUGUGGACGGAAUCAUGCACGGGGAGGCAUUUCGUGAAGGGAGUAAGAAAAGCAUAACACUCGUGUAG
This is a messenger RNA of Didymosphaeria variabile, 1764 nucleotides long. RefSeq lists its product as uncharacterized. The transcript has 2 exons. The record is from RefSeq and is a predicted model, not a curated record. The coding region runs from base 1 to 1764 and encodes 587 amino acids. Lineage: Eukaryota; Fungi; Ascomycota; Dothideomycetes; Pleosporales; Didymosphaeriaceae.